Tarenaya hassleriana is the source of this 1822-nucleotide messenger RNA. Its product is annotated as probable ADP-ribosylation factor GTPase-activating protein AGD11. The transcript is spliced from 11 exons. The coding region runs from base 450 to 1610 and encodes 386 amino acids. NCBI's taxonomy places the organism in Eukaryota, Viridiplantae, Streptophyta, Magnoliopsida, Brassicales, Cleomaceae. Gene Ontology annotation, molecular function: GTPase activator activity; phospholipid binding. The record is from RefSeq and is a predicted model, not a curated record.
AAAUGGUGGAGAAGAGACAAAAGAAGAUCUCCAUUUUCGCCCGCAAGAAACCAAGAAAAAUCUCACAACUCGGUCUCCGAACGUGCUAGUCACAUUGUCCACAGAGAAAUCUCUCCCUUCUCGUCUUUCUCCCCGAAAAAACCCCACCCACGUACGUACAUAUGUUUCCAUCUCAUUGUCGGGAGAUACGUAAAUUUUCCGACAAGGCUCCUAGAAUUCGACUCCUUGAUCUUUCCCCCGCGAUUCCUUUCGAUCUGCGUUGAAUUUGGGCUGUUUUUCUCCCCGGAGGCUUAAUGAUGGGUUUGGAUUUCUGUUCUCGGCCCUUCCUUGAAUUCGGAAAUGUCGUAAAGUUUUGAUGUCCGAUCGGGCAAACCCGCCUGAAUGGACGGCGCUUUCAGGGUAUAGCUGUGUUCUUGUUUUCCGGGUUUGUGAUUAUUUGGAGGCUUGAAAUGUCUUGCGGACAAGAAGUUUUCGAUCCCGUCGAAGUUUCUGGCUCGAGCAUAGGUUCAGAUACUUGCUUGUACGAUCUUUUGUUUUCGGAGACACCAAGGUGGGAUCCUCAGAAGGAUUUGCACGCAUCUCGUUGUGAUCCCAGGGAUAAGUUGGAGAAUAUGAUGAGACAAUGUGGAAACAAGUACUGUGCAGACUGUGGAUCUCCCGACCCGAAAUGGGUAUCAUUAAGUCUCGGGGUGUUUAUAUGCAUAAAGUGUUCCGGUGUACACAGAAGUCUCGGGGUUCAUAUAACAAAGGUCCUAUCUGUAAAAUUAGAUGAGUGGACGGAUGAACAAGUCGAUAUGCUCAUGGGGUUGGGAGGAAACAUAGCCGUUAACAAAAAGUAUGAAGCUUGCGUCCCCGACAACAUCAAGAAACCGAAACCAGAUUCACAUAUCGAGGAACGGUCCGAUUUCAUCAGACGAAAAUACGAGCUGCAGCAGUUUAUGGACCCUAAGGAUGGCGGGUCAUGCCCAUACCAUCCUGGAAGAAGAACUUCAUCAUCCUCGUUGAGUUCUUCGGCAAGUCACCGUUCUGCGAAAACCCGCAUUAGCCAUGCCUUCCGGAAUAGCUGGGUAAGAAGGGAAUCUGAUCACAAGUGCCCUAAGAAGAGCCACUCCUUGGCAGGUAUGGUCGAAUUCGUCGGAUUGAUUAAGGUUAAUGUGGUAAAAGGCACUAACCUUGCCGUACGGGACGUGAUGACCAGCGAUCCUUAUGUAAUCCUCGCCCUUGGUCAACAAUCGGUGAAGACUCGGGUCAUAAAGAACAACUUGAACCCGGUGUGGAACGAGACGCUAAUGCUUUCGAUCCCCGAUCACAUCCCCCCUCUCAAAGUGCUUGUGUACGACAAGGACACGUUCUCAACGGACGACUUCAUGGGAGAGGCUGAGAUCGACAUCCAGCCAUUGGUGAGUGCAGCGAAAGCUUACGAGACGUCGGAUAUAAAGGAAUCGAUGCAGCUAGGGAGCUGGGUGGCGAGCAAGGAGAACACGCUCGUGACCGACGGCAUAAUCUCCCUGGUAGAAGGGAAAGUGAAACAGGACAUAUCCCUUAGGCUUCAGAAUGUCGAGAGAGGUGUUCUUGAGAUCGAGCUCGAGUGUGUCCCCCUCACCCAAUAGCUUCCUCCUCUUGCUAACCCUUUCUCGUCUUUUCGGGUAUGUAAAACCCGAAGAACAUUCUCUUCUCUCUGUUAACUUUUUUUUUGUUGAUCUCACGGGAAAAAAAACCCGGGUUUGUGUGUUCCAUUGGAUUGGAGAUUGAGAUGAGAGUUGUUGAUCAACUUCAAGAGCAUGAAGAAGUUACCUUCUGCUCUGUUCCUUCUUCUUGUUCA